AUGACGCAGAUUGGAAGCCCCCAGAAAGACCCACGCCGCAACACAGUGAUUAGACCCCUGUUGAAAAUUCCACAAGGGGUGAAAGACAAAAGGGGAUGCGUGUCAAUCUUGGUAAGCAGCAAAAAUAUGAAUAUUCAAAAAAAAAAUGAAGAUGGGGAAAAAAAAAUCGGCCAUUUGGAACACUCCGAAGAACAAGUAGUAGUACCCCCCCGGGACGAGCGCGAAAAGUACAACGAAUUCUUCGAGGCCAAAAUCUACUUGCCUCCACUUCGAGCCAGCAAAAGAGAAUUAAAUUUUUUUUUCAAAAUUUUGUCAAAUGCAAUUGAAAAAAAUAACACAAGCAAUAUCUACAUAAGUCUAAUGAAUAUCCUGUGCAAAAACUUCCCGUCCUACAUCGGGCUAUUUGCACACUUGUGGUUUCAAUGCAAAGUGCUACUGGCCGAGAAAUUAAUUUUAAUUGAAUUUUUCAGGCAGCUUAAAAUAAACUCAGAAAUAAUCAACCAUUUUUUUAAUUACGGUUGUGAUGCGUUCGAAACGAUAUUGUCAAUAACGCCACAGGAAUUGACAAACAUUCAGGAGUUUAAUAAAGUCACCUGGCUUCCGGGACAUACGUUUCGCUUAAAAAUGAUUUUCUCUCAAGUGGACAAAUAUUUUAAUUUGUUCAUGCAACAGAACGAUGAUUAUGUGCAGAAAAUUAAAAAAUUUAUUUUAAGCAAAAGGAAAAAAACGGAACUAACUGUGCAAUUGUCCCUUGACCAGCAACAGAACGACCGCGGCAAGUGCAGCAUGUACCGACCACACGUGGGGAAUAACAUCAACCCGCAACUUCUCCGCGAUGGGAGCCAAGAUAACAACAUAUUUACCUACCAACCAUAUGUGUCACAAAGUUUGAGAAGCAGAAAUUUUUCAUAUAACUAUACUCCAGAUAAUUCAUUAUAUGCGAAUAGAAUACUUGCACUACAUGUGUGCAGCGCCAUUGAUGCACAUUUGCGUCUACACGUGAAGGGUGUGCAUAGGGCGGAAAGUGACUCCCCGGGCAAACUCUUUCACCUGAACAAAUUCGAAAAUUAUGAACAGGUCAGAAAAAAAAACUUGCCUUUUACUCUAAAUUUAAAAUGUGUGCAAGGGGCAAGAGCAAAUAAAACAACGGAGCCACCCCGGGCGGGUAAACCAAAAGUGUCCAUUCUGAUUACCUCUCCGGAGGGCGCCAAAAUUUACAGAUUUGUAGCCAUACUGCUCAUCUACAAUUUGAUAAAAAGAAAAGCGGAAGAAGAGUUCAUAUUUGAGAAAAGUCCCCACGUGAAUAAUGAUGCAGUAAAAGAAGUCCUGAACUUUCCCAUCAUAUCCAUCGGCAAAUCCUGCAACGCUGUCCUCAACAAUGAUGGCACAAGAAGGGACCUCUACGACAUGUUCCCGAGUAUAGUAAAAGAAUUCCCAAAAUGUAAAAUAAAUCAGCAGGAGUUCCACCAACUUAACAAAACUGUGAACACUUUGAACAUCGUCUUCACCCCCAGCAAGGCCAAUUCGGUAACCCUGCACAGGGAAUUAACGGCCAAUUUGGUAAAGCACAAAGGGGAGGGGACCCUCAACAUAGAUAACAUUAUCUGGGUUGCCUCAUCCAUUAGCCAAUCCAAUUUUAACAAUAAAAAAAAAAGUGAUGUCACCCCGUUGGGAAGGAAAGAUGAAAAAGGAGGAGAAGAAGAAGGGGCCCGCUUAACCAUCACAAGAAUCAAGUGCUAUGACACCAAAAAAGUUACAUAUAAUAAAAACGAAAUGGAGAUCGGCAAAAAGUCCAUUAUAUGCCUUAUGAGCAACAGCACGGUGGCUUCCUUUUUCCAAAAUUUUGGAAACGAUUUUGCCGCCACCCUCUGCAUGGGAAGAAAUUCAUACACGCUCGCAAAAAAACUAAAUUUUAAACGUGUCCAUUAUCCGGAAGACUCAAAAAUGGAGUCCUUUCUGAUCAUGUUAAUAAAAUUGUACAACGAAUUACGAGAUAGAUUCGGCACAAAGUACGAUGUUGUGCUGACGCGGGAGAAAGGCAAAAAUGACUGCUUGGCGAGAGCCCUCACUGCGCAGCGGAUUCCCUACCGAGUUGUGCCAUGCAUAACAACGCACUACAACGGCGAAGGGAUUCGCUUGCUGUACUCCAUCCUCUCAUCGCAGGUGUAA
Messenger RNA from Plasmodium fragile, 2169 nucleotides. RefSeq lists its product as uncharacterized. The transcript has 3 exons. Gene Ontology annotation, biological process: uroporphyrinogen III biosynthetic process. The record is from RefSeq and is a predicted model, not a curated record. Gene Ontology annotation, molecular function: uroporphyrinogen-III synthase activity. NCBI's taxonomy places the organism in Eukaryota, Apicomplexa, Aconoidasida, Haemosporida, Plasmodiidae. The coding region runs from base 1 to 2169 and encodes 722 amino acids.